GGCGGAACUAUCAAAACCGAAAGUAUUUGGCGGAAGCAAUUGGCUGACGGAGCUUGCCGAAGGAAUACGGGAAGUGCCGAGGAGAUACGGAAAGUGCCGAGUCAACGCGGAAGACAGAAAAACUUACAUGGCAGAUGCAGGCAGACAAGCGCUGAAAGCUGAAGAACGCGAUCGCUGCAUUAAUAAACACUUGCGAUUGCAAGCUUAAAGUUUAAAGCUGCAGUGAGUGAGAAAGGGGAAGCACAUCAGCACUUAGUCAUCUCAGGGACACUGAUGGUUAUCAACCUAUUGCUGCCUAUUCGGAAAAAUUGAAAAUACAAAUGCUGAAACAGUUUUGGAGUUGUUCCCUGUGUCCCCUGUUAUUGGCUGAAGCUUUUUCGAGUUAAUAGCAGAUACUGAUGUGUGAAACCCAUAAUAACUCGACAGUUGAUAACCAAGAGUGUAGCAGCUGGACAUAAAGAUCAACGGCUUUGUGACGUCCAAAGACAUAGUUCUGCUGACACGAAGUUAAAGAAAAUUCAAGGAAAAUGGCUGAAGAAGCAUUAGGAAAAUCAGUUAAGCAGCUGAAAAAGGAAAGAACCACUGCUAAAAGCAGCUUCACCAAACAAGCUAACUUUCUCUGUAGAGAAGCACACCGACUUAUAGAAUCAGAGCUAAAAGAAGAAUUCAAAAAGCUUUCUUCUGGAGCAAGAAAAGUUUUUGAAACUAAUGAUGACUAUAAAGCUGGAUUAAUAGCAGAGAUUGAAGCUAAUGAAGAUGAUACAGAGGUACAACUUUCAGCACAGCAGGAAGCUGACUUUAAAAAAGCUGUAGAAGACUGUAACGCAAAGUUUGACGAAGUAACUGAGAUAGUACAAGAUAAUCUCUGGAAAAGAUAUGGACAAAGUGAUGUGUUAACCACAAUUUCAACAGCUGAGAAAGCCUGUGAUCGUACAGCCGCUAUGCCUGUCGAUGGCUCUGGAUAUGAAAGUUAUGAAGUACAACUGGAGCUCUUGAUGAGACUGGUGAAAGAAGCAACUGGAGCUUUGCUGAAAUGGGAAAGAUGGAUUCCCGCACCUGAAAGAAAGGAUCUUGAAAGUCAUGUUCGCAAACUGAAAGAGUGUAGCAAUGAGCUCGAAUCAAGGAAAGCUGAAUUCGCUUGGGCCCGAAGAGCUGCUGAGGAUGCACAAGCAUUAGACACGAGUAUGACAAACAAUCCAAACAUAAUGGUACCUGCAGGACAGAUCAUGCCAGUGGUAAAAAUUAAACCAACAAGUCUACCUAAAUUCAGUGGUAAUAAAAGAGAUUACUAUCGUUGGAAGAGAGACUGGGAAAAUCUCCAGAAGCAAGGUGAGCCCACUGGAUCUGUUGAAGUGAAAAAGAUUCAGCUAGUGGAUAGCGUGGAUGACAAGAUCGCAAAAGAGCUCAGGUUAUCUUCCUACAACACUGCUGCUGACAUAUUCAGGGUGUUAGACAACAGAUAUGGUAACAAAAUCACAAUUGCCAUGGAAAUUGUGGAGGAACUGGAGAGAAUGCCAGCUUUGAGAGGAAAUCAACCAAGAAGGGUUAUAGAAUUAAUCCAAAUGGUGGAAAAAGCCCUGGCUGAUCUCACAGAUCUCGGAAACGUUGGUGCAAUAAAGAAUCCCCUUGUGAUAAAAUCCAUUGAAAGCAAGUUACCUGAACUCGUGAAACGAGACUGGCUCGUCUAUAUGACAGAUCCUGCAAAUAACAUCACACCAGACAAACACUUUGAUGAGCUGUUACAAUUCCUUCAGAAACAAGAGGAAGUCCUUGAAAGGCUAGAACAACUUAAAAUCUCAGAAAGAAUUGACAAACCAGAGAAAAAGUUUGAAAGGAACUAUGCUUUUACUAGAACAACAAAGAAAGACUCCAUAGAAGCUGGGUGCAUCGUAUGCGGGUCAGAGAAACAUAGAGACAGGAUUUUCUUCUGCAGAAAAUUCAAAGACUUGAAGCUGACAGAGAAGAAGUCUAUCAUCAGGAAACUAGGAGCAUGCAAAAAGUGCUUGGGAGUUCAUGAGGAUGACAACAGGUGCAGUGAUAACUACCUUUGCAGGAGCAAAGAUUGCAAAAGAGGAGACUUCUCAGACCACCAUUACUUCCUCUGUCCAAAAUGGGACCUCAAGAACCUGAAUGGAGGGAAAACUGUCAGUAAAGAUAGUAGAAAAGGAAGUGCAUUGACUAUGGAGCAGGAAAAUUUCCUGGCUGAACUGUCACCAGAAUUGGCAGAGAGGUGCAAAAAAGCAUUCACCAACAAAGUUAAGAUGAUAAACUGCUCAGGAAAUGACCAGCAGGGAUUGGUUGGCAAAAGUGGAUUAAAGGAGCUUCCUGUUAUUAUGAUGCUGAUGGAAGUAACCACGAAUGCAGGACAGAAGAUUGGUGCUUUGAUAGAUCUGGCUUCUGAUACAAACUACAUCACCCAUGAAGCUGCUGAAAGACUAAAGCUGAGAGGCGAAAAAAUCACUCUAGUGGUUCAUGGAGUUGGCAAGAUGGCGAUCAGAGUAAGCACAAAGAGAUACCUCCUGAGGAUUAGAGUCAAAACUCCUGAGGGGACAGUGAAAGCUCAUCAGUUGAUCUGCUAUGGCUUGGAAGAAAUUGCCAAAGUUCAUAGAAUUGUAAGUGAAGAGAAACUUAAAGAGUUCUUUCCAGAGGUGGACUUAAAAGAACUGAAAAGACCAGGAAAAAUAGAUCUUCUCAUCAGUCAUCGAGAGGGCAGACUUGCUCCACAAAGAGUGAAGAUUGUUGGGGAUCUUGUCCUGUGGGACAGCCCACUGGGGAAAACAGUGGCUGGAGCACAUCCUGAUCUGUUGGAGGUGGUGGAUAUGGCUGCAUAUGAGUCCAAAACACAUUUUGCUCGGUCCAUGAGAACAGCUGCAGCCAGGUAUGAAGAAAUCCUAGGAAAAGCAGAAAGACCAGCAAUCACUGUUGCAAUCCAAGAAGGACAGCGCCCGAGAAGUUCACUAGCAAGCAACCGGGAGUUUAUUGACUGGUGGAAAUGGGAUAGUAUUGGCACAGCCUGUGAGCCAAAAUGCGGAGGAUGUCGCUGUGGAAAUUGCCAGCCUGGGGGAAAGGAGAUGACCCUAGCAGAAGAAAGGGAGCUAGAGAUCAUAAGAGCGGGUCUCACUUAUGUUGAAAAGGAUACUCACAGCACAGCUCCACACUGGGAUACAAAGUAUCCAUGGAUUCAGGACCCAGCUACACUUCCGUACAACAAAAGUGGAGUAGAAGCUGCUUUCCUCAGAACAGAGAAGCAGCUAAAGAGGGUACCAGAAUGGCAAGACGUUUAUGCAACUCAAGUCCAUGAUAUGGUGAAAAGGGGUGCAGCAACAAAGCUUACUAAACAAGUUAUUGAGGAAUGGAAUGGACCUGUUUGGUAUGUUAGCCACCUAGUAGCACCAAAUCCACACUCAACUACUACGCCAGUGCGACUUGUCUGGAACAGUAGUCAGAAAUUCAAAGGGCUAAGCAUGAAUGAUCUUCUGUUGAAAGGACCAGAUGUACUCAACCCAAUCAGAGCUGUCUUGCUAAGAUUCAGGAAAGGAGUAUUUGCUGCUCUUGGAGACAUAAAAAAGAUGUACAAUUCCGUAUGGCUGGAAGAGCGUGAGGUUCAUCUUCACAGGUUUCUUUGGAGAGACACUCAAAAUGAGGAAAUAAGUGAGUACGCUAUCACCAGAGUUAACAUUGGAGAUCGUCCUGCUGGAUGCAUUGCACAGUUAGCUAUGCGUGAGACAGCCAGACUGGCAAAGUUUGCUCAUUUAAAAGAAGAAUGCAGAGUCCUUGAGGAGGACAGUUAUGUGGAUGACAUCCUUACAUCCCAUAAUUGCCAAGAGAGGCUGAAAGAAAUAACAAAUGGGCUAGAAGAGAUUCUAGCAGCUGGCGGAUUUGCACUGAAACCAUGGGUUCGGUCAGAGCAAAGUGGGAGGAAGCAAGCAGUUGAUCCAAAUCAAGUUCCUAAGGAAUCAAUCUCUCAAUCUAAAACAAUCAUACUACCAAACCAGCUAAGAGAUGAAGACAACAAGGCUUUAGGCACAGGAUACUUGGUAGAGGAGGAUAAGCUGUACAUCAUGGCUUCCAUUAAUUUCUCAGUGAGAAAGAAGAAAAUGAGAACAGGUCAGAACCUCUUGAAAAGUAAGGUGAGACUGAGAACACCAAAUCCUUUGACCAGAAGGCACCUGCUAAGCCAAGUUGCUGGCCUCUAUGAUCCAAUUGGUCUUGUUACCCCUGCCAAGCAGAAAGGUGCUAUUCUUGUCAGAAAAGCUUUCCAGGAGACAGGAAAGGGAAGUCUAACCCGUGAGACAUGGGACACGCCACUUUCUGAAAACCUCAGGGAAGAAGCCAUCAGAUUGUUUGAGGAGUAUGUACAGCUUAAUCAGGUCAAGUUCCACAGAAGUCUCACACCUCCUGGCUGGAAAGGAAAACCCUGGGGAAUCACUUUUUCAGAUGGUAGUGAUAAAACAUAUGGAGCUGUAUUGUACCUAAGAUGGAAUACAGACCAGGGGAUAGACGUCAGACUAGUUGAAUCCAAAGCAAAACUAACACCACUAGACCAGAAAGGAGAUGCUGUGAAGGCUGAAAUCUGCGGUGCAGUUUUCGCUGCACGUCUCAGAAAAUACUUUGAAAAGCAUGGACGGAUGGAAGUGGAGCGUUGGUUUCACCUGGUAGACAGUCAAACCGUGCUGGGGGCCAUUCAGCGGGACAGCUAUGGCUACCAAACCUUCUUUGCAAACAGAGUUGGAGAAAUCCAAAAGUCUGGAUCAGUCAGUGACUGGUGGUGGAUCCCAGCGGACUUUAAUAUCGCUGACAUCAUUACUAGAGGAGGCACUCCUGAAGAUCUUGCUGAAGAGUCCGAAUGGCAGGAGGGACCACAAUUCCUCAGACUUUCAGUAGAGGAGUGGCCAAAGAAAUCAGCUGCAGAGGUUGCUGCUGAUGCAAAGGAGAAUGUUAACAAACUUCAAAGGAAAACGUUCUCAGCAGUUCUGACAAGAUCUCAAACAAAGGAGAACCUGACAGAAGCAGAGAAAGAAAUUCCUGAAGUUUCAGUUCUUGAGGAUUCCGUCAAUGUUGUUUCCGACUCUGACAUCUGUAAGAAUGAAAAAAGACCAAACUUGCCAAAAGGAACACCUGGUGACUUAAUUAUUAAGAAACUAGUGAAUGUGGAAAAGUACAGCAAUUUAAGUAAAAUAGUCAGAGUCGUCUGCUGGGUUUGGCGUGCUGUAAAAAAGUGGCUAGGAUUCAGGGAUCAAGACUCAAUAGAGGGGAAUAGAAAAGAAGUGUUGCAAAACAAGAUCAAGCAAACAAUGCUCACUGUGAAAGAGGAAGAAUAUAUUCUGAAAGAACUCUUUCUGGCAGCCCAACAGGGUGUGACUUUUCCUGACACUACACUUAGCAGACUGGCUGUGUAUAGAGAGGACUCAGGACUCUUGGUUUGUGGUGGAAGAAUCCAGAUCUUUAAUGAAGAAAAGAUUGCGGUCCCAAUUUUACCUUGCAGUGCAUGGGUGUCCAUGUUACUAGCCCAAGAAGCCCACAAUGCAAAUCAUGAAGAGGUAGCAGGAACACUUCUAAGAAUGAGGAAAAAGGCGUGGGUGAUUAAAGGUCGGAGACUAGCCAAGAAAGUAGUAGACAGCUGCGUGAUCUGCAGGAAGGCAAGAGCAAAGAGAUGUGAGCAAAUCAUGGCAGACCUUCCUCCUGAAAGGACAGAGCCAGCAGCACCCUUUGCAUACACAACUGGACCUGUUUGGACCAUACACAGUAAAGGACGAAGUUAG
Molecule: messenger RNA, 5762 nt
Organism: Danio aesculapii
Lineage: Eukaryota; Metazoa; Chordata; Actinopteri; Cypriniformes; Danionidae
Exons: 2
Coding region: 528-5762 (1744 amino acids)
Source: RefSeq, a predicted model, not a curated record